AUGUCACACAAGGUUAUCGCAUUUGUUGCUUUCUUGGCCGUAGCCCAGGCUGGAGUUAUUUCUCCCGCCGUGCCGGUUCAAGUAGACAAAGAUUACGACUCCAACCCUCAUUACAUGUUUGCAUACAGCGUGAACGAUCCUUAUACUGGAGAUAGCAAAACCCAAGUAGAAGGCAGAGUAGGAGACCGAGUAGAAGGUCAAUAUUCUCUUGAUGAACCUGAUGGUACCCGUCGCAUUGUAGACUACACUGCCGAUGACGUCAACGGAUUUCAAGCUGUAGUCAGAAAAACUCCACAAGUAAAAGCCGCUAUCGUUACACCAGCUGUUCAGGUUAAGACAGUAGCAGUACCUGUUUCUGAAGUGUCCUCAUCUGGAGACUCAGUAAUAACAAAUGCUGCUUUGCCUGUCGUCGAUGCUAAAGUAGCCAACGUAGCAGGUCCUGUAGUUUCAGAAGUGUCAACCGUAGAUAAUAUUUCUCCGCUUUCCAAAGUCUCUUCUGUAUCGACAGUGCAGCACAUCGCCCCUAUAGCUAAAGUAGCUCACGUAGAAACCCCAGUUGCUCAUUUAUCUCACGUUACUGCUCUACCUGUUGCUCAUGUCGCUGAAUUUAUCGCCUUCGCUACUCUUUUAGCCGCUGCUCAAGCUGGCCUCCUUCCAGCAGCCCCACUUGGUUACGCUGCGGCCCCUGUUGCCUAUGCUACUCCCUUAGCAAAGACUGUUGUCGCUCCUGUAGCGAAAACAGUGGUAGCUGACGACUACGACCCACAUCCACAAUACAAUUUCGCUUACGACAUUCAAGAUAGCCUAACCGGAGACAAUAAAAACCAGCACGAAGUUCGUGAUGGUGACGUUGUGCAAGGUAGCUACUCUUUGGUUGAUUCCGACGGCUUCAGACGCACUGUUGACUACACUGCCGAUCCACUUAACGGAUUCAACGCUGUUGUCCAUAGAGAACCUCUUGUCCAAAAAGCCAUCGUUGCCAAAGCUGUUGCACCUGUAGCGUAUGCCGCCCCAGUUGCUAAAUUCGCAGCUCCAGUUGCCUAUGCUGCUCCAGUAGCCAAAAUUGCUGCUCCCCUUGCCUAUGCUGCGCCUGUAGCUAAAUUCGCCGCACCUGUUGCUCAAUACUACCACUGA
This is a messenger RNA of Diabrotica balteata, 1134 nucleotides long. Lineage: Eukaryota; Metazoa; Arthropoda; Insecta; Coleoptera; Chrysomelidae. The record is from the annotation of a GenBank genome assembly.